AUGGUUGAAGAUCUUUUUCUAAAUGAAGCGACCAUUAAGGCUCUGUUUCGGGAAGGAGCCAUGCCAGCACCAUUGGAGAAUGUUCAUUAUCCAGGUUUGAAGAUUGAAAGUUUUAAUGAUGAGUUAGUCCUAGCUAUGACAUCUGUGUUUGACAUGGAAUAUUGGACGAUGCAAAACCUUGAUUUUUAUCAGCUUAAGAAGCUUACCAUAGGGUGUUACAAUUAUGACUUGAAUGGAGUUGUGUUAGCAAAGUAUAUCUUCCAAUGUGCUCAGAAUUUGAAGGAAUUUGCUAUAUAUCCUUAUCGUGCGUAA
This is a messenger RNA of Prunus armeniaca (apricot), 312 nucleotides long. Lineage: Eukaryota; Viridiplantae; Streptophyta; Magnoliopsida; Rosales; Rosaceae. The record is from the annotation of a GenBank genome assembly.